Messenger RNA from Protopolystoma xenopodis, 840 nucleotides. The record is from the annotation of a GenBank genome assembly. NCBI's taxonomy places the organism in Eukaryota, Metazoa, Platyhelminthes, Monogenea, Polystomatidea, Polystomatidae.
ACCCAAAUUAGCCCUUCCUUUAUCGAUCGCUCAAUCUCGGACACUCUGCCAAAGGCUAGUUGCUUAGAGCUAGAGGCUGAGGGUGGCUUCUGCGCAGCCAACCACUCCUCCCUCCCAUCACCUGAAGUCCAAUAUGGACUAAAUCACCAGCACCUAACGGGCAUAGCUAAUACUACUAUCUUUACAACAGACAUCGUGAAUAAAGCUAAAACUACAUGCUGCACGCAGGAGCCUAAUGUCACUGAUUUUGGACUCAGUCAUUGCGGCGUCCCGGUAAAUCAUCUCGUUAACAAGAUUGCGAAUUCGAGAAUCUUCAUUUCAAGUCGCCAGAAAACCUAUCUUCGAACAUGUUGCAGUCAUGAAAAUAGAGGAGGCCGGGUUAUUGAUGGAGUUGAUGUUUCCUUUGCUGGUAGGAGCAAUAGCUACGUGAAUUUGAGCGAGUGUGAUACUGGUUCUACAAAUAAUCCUCACUCUGAGUGCUUGCGAGUUCCUGUUUCUUUUCUUUCUACACAAUCACAUGUUCCAAUUCAUCUGACUUCACCGGAUUUGAAACCAGUAGCGCAUACUCCGGGGCAUGAAAUAGAAGAUAGGCCUGUGAAGGUUCAUUUUCAACAUUCUCAGGAAUACCUUCAUAAACCUUGUAACGACCCGCCAUCGGCACAUACAGCGAUACCUUAUACCGAUAACCAACCGUCACUGCUUUGCUUACCUCGGACGAGGGCCUCUUCUUUCUCUUCUCCAGAAGUACUCGAUGACCUGAAUGUGGGAACUGAACUAGUAUGUGAUAGGCUUGGACAAGCUUCUGUACAAAGACAGGCGAUACGCAGCUACGCAAAGUGA